AUGGCUCGUAAGGCCAGGCAGAGGAUCAGCUAUGUCUUGCCUUUAGCCAAUUCCGCCGGCGGUCAUCGGCUCGGUGUCAAUGGCCUCGCAGUAGACUCUGCCAACUCCCUUCUAUACUCUGGUGGUCGCGAUGGAGUGAUAUGUGCUUGGGACCUGAACCUUGAUCUUGAGAAUGCCACGGCUCUGGACUACGAUGCCAAAAUCCCGCAGUCCCAGCCGACGACGUUCCGUAAUCAAGUUCAAGCCCACACGCAUUGGAUCAACGACAUUGCCUUGGCGCAUUCGAAUCAGGCACUCGUAUCAGCUUCGUCCGAUGUCACAGUCAAAGUAUGGCGACCCGCAGCUACGGAUGGUAUGCCGCCGCAGACGAUUGGCCUCCACAGCGACUACGUAAAGACACUGGCGGUGCCAUACUCGACAUGCGACUGGGUAGCAAGUGGUGGGCUCGAUCGCAAGAUCAGCCUGUGGGAUCUUAACGGCGCGGGUCAAAAGCUCAGCAUUGAUGUUGCCGCUGAUGAAGCAGCGAGUAUGCUCAGCAAAGAGAAGGGCAGUGUCUACGCAUUGGCAGCGACCAACUCAUUACUAGCUAGUGGUGGACCAGAGAGCACAGUCAGAGUAUGGGACUGCCGGACAGGCAAGAGAGUGACGAAGCUUGUGGGGCACACAGACAACAUCCGCGAUAUUCUUGUCAGCCAGGACGGGUCCACGAUCCUGACCGCGAGCAGUGAUCGCACUGUCAAGGUAUGGAGCACGAUCGCGGGACGAUGCAUGUUCACCUUGACAAUGCACGAUGCGAGCGUUUGGUCACUAUUCUCGUCAGAUCCGGACCUCUCCAUCUUCUACUCGAGCGAUAAGACUGGACUGAUCGCGAAGACGGAUACCCGAAACACGAUCGAGCUAGACGAGGGCUUGUCAGUAGCUGUUGGCCAGGAACAUGAAGGCGUGCACAAAGUUGUCACAGCUGGCGACUGCAUAUGGACGGCGACCAGCAGACCGAGCAUCAACAGGUGGCGCGAUGUCAACACCGAUAAUGCCGAGAUCGAAGUGCCGGAGAACUACAACACACAUAGGCUGAGCUCAGCGACUGCCAGGUCGAGAUACCCCAGCCCGCCCACGAAAGACAGCUUUAGUCCCAUGGCAAGGGCGCCUACAGGCAAGAGACAGAUACCUUUGAAGCACGCAUUACGGUUGAGCAAUACAGCGUACUUUCCUACCCCGCUAGUAGAGGCUGGUGAGGCCAACGGCAUUACCGGUGGACGAAGGUCGACACUGGAGACACUGAACCAGGAUACCGUACAUUCACAGCCAGUUCGAGCGCAACCGGAGCUUUCGGUAGAGGGUCAAAAUGGUCUCAUCAAGCAUGUAAUGCUUAACGAUCGGAAACGCGUGCUGACGCUGGAUACUGCUGGUGAAGUCGUGAUGUGGGAUCUGCUCAAAUGUGUGCCUAUCAAGUCAUUUGGGAAACGUCAUCUCGAAGACGUGAAAGACGAAGUCACGACAACCACGGCUGUGGCAAACUGGUGUACUGUCGACACAAGGACCGGGAGCGUGGCUGUUGUACUCGAGGAGAACACUUGCUUCGAUGCCGAAAUGUAUGCUGACGAGCUGGACCUAGACGCGAAUCUAGAGUUCAGAGAAGACCAGCGUAUCAACCUUGGAAAGUGGGUCUUGCGUUAUCUGUUCAAUAUACUGAUCAGUGAGGAAACCAAACGCGACGAGGCCUUCCGGAAACAACUUUUAGGCAACAAAGAUCAACGACUCCAACGGGACAAUGCUCCCUCGAGUAUACAAUUGCCGCAGAUGCCCAUGAAUGGGUGGCAACCGGAUACACGCUCUGCCACCACCCCUAAGGCCAAUGGCAAUGGCGCCAAAGCUCUGCAGACUCCAGGCCUGAACAUCGGGCUAGCGACCCCAGGUGCACAAAACUCACCCCUCCUUAGCAAGACCAACACAAACAAUCUGCCGACCACGGCGGACAACAAUUUUCCGGAGCGCUCGUCUUCGCAGUCACAUCGUCAAUCAGGCGAAAAAGGCACCGACUACUUCUCCACGUCACGAAUACCGAACACCGAGCUCACCACGCCUGGAGCAACAUCACAGCCAGCGACUACACCACAUGAGACACAUGAUCCAUCCACUCCUACAACAGAAGGACCUCCCAAAGAUGGUGAGACCCCGAAGAAGGGUAUGUUUGGCAAGAAGUUCAGCAUGGGCAUGUCGUUUAGUGGAAUGAAGAAGUUGGGCAAGACCACCACAAACACCGAGAAGCCUGCUCCCACGGAAGAAGACAAAGUUGAGACUGAGUCGGAUUCUCAUUCAAGUAAGACGAGCAAUAGCCGUCAAGUGGACGACAACUUCCUUGGCACAAUCCAGAAGAUCCGCUUUGCUUACGAGGACUCUUUGCAACAACAAAUGCAAAGUCAACAAGCUGCAGAGAAUGGUCUGCCCAUCACAGCUAAGAAGAUCGAGCUACCAUCCGCCAUCGCUCCAUCAUUACCUGCCGAUACUCCCGUGCUGAAGCCACCACUCAAUACUACGAUCCUCAUCCAAGAAGAUCGUCCUGAGGCCGGUGGUGUCGCUGAUCUCUUCGAGGGCACAGUCGGUCAGCUGGGUGAGAUGGCAGAUCUGGUGGAAAGAGCUGCGCCGAUGUGGCUCGCAGAAGUACUCCUCCGCAACCAAAUCCCGGCGAAGGAUAUUGUCAAGAUCAGUUUCAUCCUGGAACCGUGGCAGAACGAACUUCCCUCAAUCGCGGCUGAUGGCAACAACAGGCUUAAUGCGAAUAGGAUGCUUAGAGCCAGAAAGAUCAUGUCCUACGUCGCCGACCGGAUCGAGCCGGCGUCUGCGCGGGAGGAGGACAGUGAGGAGGCACAUCUAAAGCCGGAGGAAUACCUCGAACUGUGGUGUCAAAAUCAACUCGUUCCUCCGACCAUGACACUUAUGACGAUACGAUCGCAUCUCUGGCGCGGUGGCGGCGAUGUUGUGUUAUACUACAAGUCUAAUGGCAGGAAGACUAUACGGUACGCACCACCAGUCCAGGUCAGCUCCGGCUACCCACCUACGAAUACGUCAGCGCCCGAACGAGAGAAUAGUGAUGCUGAGUCGGGCGCACCUGCUGUUCCGGUCAAUGCUGCAGCUAUGUGGGUGAAGCCCUGA
Molecule: messenger RNA, 3153 nt
Organism: Fulvia fulva
Lineage: Eukaryota; Fungi; Ascomycota; Dothideomycetes; Mycosphaerellales; Mycosphaerellaceae
Product: UBP9-binding protein
Exons: 2
Coding region: 1-3153 (1050 amino acids)
Biological process (GO): protein deubiquitination; double-strand break repair via homologous recombination
Molecular function (GO): ubiquitin binding
Source: RefSeq, a predicted model, not a curated record